AUGACGGCCGAACCCUCUCUCGUGCUUACUGACACCUCUCAUGAGGGCAUCACAAUUGUCACGAUCAACCGGUCCCCUCGGAAGAAUGCGGUCGAUCCCCUGACUGCCUCGAAGCUGUACGAGGCCAUCCUCGUGUUUGAGGCAGACGCAACACAGAAGGUCUGCAUUCUCACCGGCACCGGUGAUACCUUUUGUGCAGGCGCCGACUUGCACAGCGUUGCGCAAAAACGCGAUAAUACUCCUGCCGACAAUCUCCAGCCUGUCUCCGGCCGCAACCUUGGGCCCAUGGGGCCUUCCAGGCUGAUCGUGCAAAAACCCAUCAUUGCGGCGGUUGCCGGGUACGCGGUGGCAGGUGGCCUGGAGCUGAGUCUCCUGGCCGACAUGCGCGUGGCCGAGGAGGACUCGAUUUUUGGCGUCUUCUGUCGGCGCUGGGGCGUGCCACUCAUCGACGGAGGCACUGUUCGCUUGCAAGCGAUUGUCGGCCUCGGCCGCGCCAUGGACAUGAUAUUGACUGGUCGACCGGUUGGCGCUCAGGAAGCACUAAGUAUGGGGCUGGUCAACCGUGUGGUCCCCAAGGGAGAGUCGUUGAAGGAGGCUCUUGCCAUUGCAAAGCAGCUCAUCGCCUUCCCAGAACUUUGCUUAAACACAGACCGACGCUCAUGCUACUACAGCGCAUUUAAUGCCACUUCCUUCCAGGACGCCAUGUCUCAGGAAUUCAAUGCUGGACGCAAAGUCAUCUCUGCCGAGGCCAUCGCAGGCGCUGCCAAAUUCAGCAAAGGGUCGGGCCGACAUGGCAGCUUCAAGGAGUUCAGCAAGCUUUGA
Molecule: messenger RNA, 822 nt
Organism: Penicillium lagena
Lineage: Eukaryota; Fungi; Ascomycota; Eurotiomycetes; Eurotiales; Aspergillaceae
Product: enoyl-CoA hydratase/isomerase family protein
Exons: 1
Coding region: 1-822 (273 amino acids)
Molecular function (GO): catalytic activity
Source: RefSeq, a predicted model, not a curated record